This is a messenger RNA of Manis javanica (Malayan pangolin), 699 nucleotides long. The record is from RefSeq and is a predicted model, not a curated record. NCBI's taxonomy places the organism in Eukaryota, Metazoa, Chordata, Mammalia, Pholidota, Manidae.
AUGCGGCUCAUACCAGCGUCUCUCUGUCAAUUUCUGACAACGGGCAAUUCCUGCUUUGGCUUCAAAGAAUGGCUGAUCCAGCCGCUGAGACCUCUGCCCACCCUGUUCAUCAUCCAUGCUUUCAUGCCCUGGCCAAGGAGCAACGAUUACAGCGUGGUAGUGCUCGGCUCCGCGGCGGUGGGCAGGCUCAUGCAGAAGUGGGUGCGCGGCAAGCCUGGUGAGGCGUAUCUGCCGACUGUGGAAGAGUACCGCCAGGCACCGGGCUGCAACCAUGGCGUGGGCGCGCUGCACACCACCACCAGCGGCCCCUGCCAGCCAGGCCUGCAGCAUGUCACCUUUGCCAGGGUCGCCUUCAGACUGGUCUACUCAGUCUUCAAGAAACAAACCCUGGCGGAGUCGAAGUCCUUCUGUGAACUGAUCUGCUGCGAUAUCAAAGGCAACGACCUGCAGAAGUGCCCCAUCAUGCUGGUGGGUAACAAAUGCGGUGAGAGCAGCUGUGAGCUGACCGUAUGGGAUGACACUGCCUCUGACUUGGAGUGGAAUUGUGCCAGCGUGGAGACCUCCACCAAGAUGAAUAACAAGGUGCAGGAGCUGUUUCACAUGCUGCUGAACCAUGAGAAGCCCGCCACCUGCCUCCAGCCUCCCCAAAAGAAAUCUCAGAUGCUCAAGACCACUGAUCAGCUUCUUGGCAUCACGUGA